Molecule: messenger RNA, 1463 nt
Organism: Boleophthalmus pectinirostris (great blue-spotted mudskipper)
Lineage: Eukaryota; Metazoa; Chordata; Actinopteri; Gobiiformes; Gobiidae
Gene: ctsla
Product: cathepsin La
Exons: 8
Coding region: 160-1170 (336 amino acids)
Biological process (GO): immune response
Cellular component (GO): lysosome
Molecular function (GO): cysteine-type endopeptidase activity
Source: RefSeq, a predicted model, not a curated record
GGACAAUUGCGGGAAAAACAAGGAUCCGACCAAUGAGAGCGCGGGGAGGGCUGCAGUCGGGGUCGCUCAUCGGGCCUUUAUAAACUUUGUGUACCUCUCCAGAAAAACACAUUUUACCACUCUUCGCUUCACAGCACGCUACAUUUGCACAAAACCAUAAUGCUGCCUCUAGCAGUGUUUGCCCUGUGCCUGGCAGCAGCCCUUUCUGCCCCCAGCCUGGACCCACAAUUGGAUGAACACUGGGACCAGUGGAAGAGCUGGCACGUCAAACUCUACCAUGAGAAAGAAGAGAGUUGGAGGAGGAUGAUCUGGGAGAAAAACUUGAAGAAAAUUGAAUUGCACAACCUCGAGCACUCAAUGGGCAAACACACUUACCGCCUGGGCAUGAACCACUUUGGUGACAUGACUCAUGAGGAGUUCAGGCAGGUCAUGAACGGCUACAAGCAGAAGACUCACAGAAAAUUCAAGGGGUCAUUUUACUUAGAGCCCAGCUUCUUUGAAGCCCCACGAUCUAUUGACUGGAGGGACAAGGGCUACGUCACACCAGUUAAAGACCAGGGUCAGUGUGGUUCUUGCUGGGCCUUCAGCACUACAGGUGCUCUGGAGGGUCAGCAGUUCAGAAAGACCGGCACACUGGUGUCCCUGAGUGAGCAGAACCUGGUUGACUGUUCCAGGCCUGAGGGCAACGAGGGCUGCAACGGAGGUCUGAUGGACCAGGCCUUCCAGUAUGUUAAAGACAACCAGGGACUGGACUCUGAGGAGUCUUACCCAUAUUUGGGAACAGAUGACCAACCCUGCCACUACGACCCCAAGUACAACUCUGCCAAUGACACCGGCUUCAUGGACAUUCCUAGUGGUAGUGAGCGCGCACUCAUGAAGGCUGUGGCAGCAGUGGGACCUGUUUCUGUGGCGAUUGAUGCUGGCCAUGAAUCCUUCCAGUUUUAUCAGUCAGGAAUUUACUAUGAGAAGGACUGCAGCAGUGAGGAGCUGGACCAUGGUGUGCUCGUGGUUGGUUAUGGCUUUCAGGGCGAAGACGUUGAUGGAAAGAAAUAUUGGAUUGUAAAGAACAGCUGGAGUGAGAAGUGGGGAGACAAGGGUUACAUCUACAUGGCCAAAGACAAGAAGAACCACUGCGGAAUCGCUACAGCAGCCAGUUAUCCACUUGUUUAACUACACUGCUCCACUGAAGCAUCCAUAGUCUUUUUUUAUUGCAAUAGUGUGGCUAAAGAGACCUUCCUCUGGUCACACGUUUUUAGCAGGAGAUUCUGCUGAGUUUUAUGAAAGAACACUGUUUUAGGGAAACUGCGCCAUUUUUGUUUUGGCUUGUUUUGUGUUUUUUAUUUAGUGUUAUUUCUUUGUAAAUAUUUUUGGUGAGUGAUGUGUAACACUUGCUUUGAUCAUUGUAUUGAUAUUUUUUUUUUUUUUGGUACUUUACUGUGAUCAAUUAAAUACUUUGAACACUA